This is a messenger RNA of Drosophila ficusphila, 471 nucleotides long. RefSeq lists its product as uncharacterized. The transcript has a single exon. The coding region runs from base 40 to 336 and encodes 98 amino acids. Lineage: Eukaryota; Metazoa; Arthropoda; Insecta; Diptera; Drosophilidae. The record is from RefSeq and is a predicted model, not a curated record.
GACAUUCAGUCAACUGCAGCCAGUUCUAAUUGAAGGAAAAUGCAAGCCACACUCCGCAUUUUGCUGCUGUGCGGAUUAAUCUAUUCCGCGAUCGCUGCAUCCGGAUUUCAGAGCAUUAACUUUGGAGGCGGAGGAGGUGCACCUCCGGAAUGGAGCGAUAGUGCCCACAAUUCCGAUGUCGACAACUUGCUAAGGCGAUUGGAAAAGUUCGAUAACGAUGGCAAUGAUCGAAACAAUUGGGGAAACAACUUUGCUAGAUCUUCUGGAUUGGAUACUGAUAGAUCGAAGGAAUCGAGAGAGGACGCCUUUGGAAUGCAAUUCAUUAAUUUAGGUUAAGCUGAAUUUUAAUUUUAUUGAUUUUUAAAGUUCAAAAUAGAUUUGUUGACUAAAUUCUAAAUCUUGAAAAGUAUUUAAUAAACAUAAAUCACAUUUUAAAAUAAAUAUUCAAAACGUAAUGCCAAAACAAGUGCA